AUGGACUUCGGCGGUAGCUGGGAGGAUCACUUGCACUUGGUGGAGUUUGCAUACAAUAACAGUUACCACUCAGCGAUUCAGAUGGCACCAUUCGAGGCAUUAUAUGGCAGAGCAUGUAGAUCUCCUACUUUAUGGGACGAGGUUGGAGAAUCGUCAGUCUUGGGGCCCCAGCGUAUUCAGCGAGAUGCAGAGUUGGUUGGCACCAUCAGACGCAGAAUGUCAGAAGCUCAGGACCGACAGAAAAGCUAUGCAGAUCGGAGACGGAGACCUUUGGAGUUCUCUGUGGGUGAUCAUGUGUUCCUGCGAGUGUCUCCUACUAAGGGAGUUAGGAGAUUUGGAUUGAAAGGGAAGUUAGCUCCUCGUUAUAUCGGACCCUUUCAGAUACUUGAGAGGAUCGGUGAGGUAGCAUAUCGACUGGCGCUGCCUCCUUCACUUGCCGGGGUGCAUGAUGUAUUUCACGUGUCUAUGUUGAGGAAAUAUGUGCCACACCCUACACAUAUUUUGACAGAUGUCUCGAUCACCCUUCAGCCAGAUGUAACGUAUGAGGAGGUUCCAGUGCGGAUAUUAGAUCGCAAGGAACGUCAGCUGCGAAACAAGACAAUCCGAUUGGUCAAGGUUGGUUGGGGGCAUCAUUCAGAUGACGAAGCAACCUGGGAGCUGGAGGAUGAGAUCCGAGCGCAGUACCCACAGUUGUUUGAUGAAGGAAGCUACAGUGCCCGAGCCCUAAAGGCUACCUCGUUCCCUUCUCAUUCUCUCCGUGUCCACUCUGCCGAUAACCCUCGAUUUCCUCUCGAGCUCACCUUAUCCGCCGACGGGAAUCAGCACCGACGCACCUCCCCGGUCGAUCGCCGGCGCUUUGUCGCAGAUCGAGCCUCCGAGCUUCUCAACCCCUUAACAGAGGUCGCGACGGCGGAGCGUUCUUCAGAGAGCCGUAGCGCGCGAGGGAUCUCCGGCCGGAAGGAAUUGAUCUGA
Molecule: messenger RNA, 972 nt
Organism: Zingiber officinale
Lineage: Eukaryota; Viridiplantae; Streptophyta; Magnoliopsida; Zingiberales; Zingiberaceae
Exons: 2
Coding region: 1-972 (323 amino acids)
Molecular function (GO): nucleic acid binding
Source: RefSeq, a predicted model, not a curated record